ACAUUCGUCGCAGCAAUGGUUCGCUCCGCCAAGAACUUCCCCAUCAGCGAGCCCCAGUAUCACGAAAUUCGCAACGACAGAUCUGAAUCCUACACCGAGUGUCUCGAGAAGAUCAUGAGCAAAAUAAAUCCCCAGCUCGUCAUGUGCAUUCUCACGAAGAAUCGCGCUGACACUUAUUCAGCGAUUAAGAAGAAGCUCUGCAUUGAUCGACCAGUGCCGAGCCAAGUGGUGACUGCUCGUUGCUUGAAUGCCAAAGGAAUAAUGUCCAUUGCAACGAAAGUUGCCAUCCAGAUGAACUGCAAAAUUGGAGGCAUACCCUGGACUAUUCACGUUCCCGUCAGUGGUCUCAUGGUGGUUGGAUACGACGUGUGUCAUGAUACCAACAAGCGAGGAACAGACUUCGGAGCAAUGGUGGCCUCCCUGGACAAGAAGCUGAGUCGUUACUUCUCGACAGUCUCAGCGCACACGUCUGGCGAGGAGCUCUCCAAUCACCUCUCAGCGAACAUGGUGAAGGCCCUCAAGAAGUACGAGGAGGUGAACAAAGCCCUGCCCUCGAGGAUAGUCGUAUACAGGGACGGUGUUGGCGAGGGACAGAUACCAUUCGUGGUGGACCACGAGGUGAUGAACGUGAAGAGAGCCAUUGAGAAGGUGUACAACACCCCGGUUCAACUCGGCUAUAUUCUCGUCAACAAUGGCACGAACACGAGAUUCUUCAAGGGCACAAAAAACCCAGUGCCUGGCACAGUUGUCGAUGAUGUCAUCACCAAUCCCAUGAAGUACGACUUCUUCCUGGUGUCUCAGGGGGUCAAACAAGGCACCGUGGCACCAACGUCGUACAGUGUCAUCUAUGACAGUCUGUCCCUCGAUCCGGACAAGAUACAGAUUCUGACGUACAAGAUGACACACAUCUAUUACAACUGCAGCACUACCAUGAGGGCACCAGCACCGGUGCAAUUCGCCCACAAACUCGCUUUCCUGGUGUCGCAGUCCAUCCACACUGCUCCAACCAAUCAGCAUCUGGAGAGUCUUCUCUACUUCCUGUAGGAGGUACUCGACUCUAUAGUUUCCUUUUUACUACUUGCGUCAGGAAUUUUAUUAGGGAAUCAAUGGGAGUAGAUUAUGGGGUGAGGACAGUAAUUCAGUGUAAUUUAAAUCAUAAAUUAGCUAUUUUAUUUUGGAGGAAAUCAUGUUGAGAUAAAUUUUUUUUCUUCCGGAGAAAAAACAAUCAGUGCGUUGAUGUCUAAGUGGGACUUGAUGACAUGAAUCACCACUUUUCUUUUUAAGAAAUGGGAAAACUUGAUGAAAAUUCCUCAUUCUUACCAUUAUUUAUUAUUAAUUAAAUAAUUAUUGUGAAAUUGAGGGAUCAGAGGGGAGAAGUGGAAAAGAUUUAUUUUUAAUUAUGGCUUUUUAAUUUAUAAUUAUUGUGAAAUUGAGAAAUCAGAGGGAAAAAUGG
Molecule: messenger RNA, 1453 nt
Organism: Diachasma alloeum
Lineage: Eukaryota; Metazoa; Arthropoda; Insecta; Hymenoptera; Braconidae
Product: piwi-like protein Siwi
Exons: 2
Biological process (GO): regulatory ncRNA-mediated gene silencing
Cellular component (GO): P granule
Molecular function (GO): piRNA binding
Source: RefSeq, a predicted model, not a curated record